Messenger RNA from Cryptomeria japonica (Japanese cedar), 835 nucleotides. Its product is annotated as non-specific lipid-transfer protein A. Lineage: Eukaryota; Viridiplantae; Streptophyta; Pinopsida; Cupressales; Cupressaceae. The record is from RefSeq and is a predicted model, not a curated record. Gene Ontology annotation, cellular component: membrane. Gene Ontology annotation, biological process: lipid transport. Gene Ontology annotation, molecular function: lipid binding. Bases 268 to 630 code for a protein of 120 amino acids. The transcript has 2 exons.
AAGUCUGAGGGGCUUUCAUGCCCACAAAUUUAUCUAGGAGGGUUUACGCCUCAUAUUUUUAUAUUAUCAGCUGCUCCUCAUGUCAAUAGGUUAUCCCUCUGUAGACUAAAACUAUUUACUGUGCCUAGCGGGUUCCUUACAUUUUUCUAUAUAAGUAGUUCCCACAUCCUCUCUUCCUCCACACCACAUUCGAGGCUUUAGAAAAGAGAGUUUAGAAAGUGAUCGCUGUAAUUAAGUUGCAAGUGAAGAGAGAAAGAGAAUAAGAAAAUGGGUGUUGUGCAGAAAGUUUUGGUUGUGGGUGUCUUUGCAGUGCUGUUCAUGACAACAUUAAUGGCGAAGGGAACAGAUGCAGUGGACUGCAAUUCGGUGGUGGGAGCAGUGAUUCCAUGCUACUCGUUUCUGCAGACGAAUGGAAUGGGGCAGCCCUCUGCGCAGUGUUGCAGUGGGGUGAAGAAGCUGGCUACAAUGGGUAAGACCUCUGCUGUGAAGAGACAGAUUUGUUCCUGUCUCAAACCCAAAAUAGCCUCUUCCCCUGCACUCAACAAUAAUGCACUCAACAAUCUUCCUAUCAAGUGUAACGCUGGUGUUGGCUUCAAAAUCAGCAAGAAUAUCAAUUGCAACACUCUGUAAGCUCCAGCUCACGGUGUGGCAGCUCUAUGGGAAGAGCGGAGUAAAGUAGUAUUACAGCUGGGUACUGCAUGAUAGUUAUAGUUUCUAUGCAGUUUGUUGUGGAUAAAUAAUGAGCGUGGAGGUUGAUCACUUCACUGCGAAUCUCUUAGCUUUUGUUAUGUAUGUUGCUUGAGAUAUUGAAAUAUAUAUUAUGUUAUAGACCGAA